AUGGAGUUGCUUCAAGAUGGCGCCACAGAUGUGCGAGUUGCGUCAUCUUCAUCUUCAUCAGAUGAGGCAUGUGACGACUCAGACUUUUCUCACCUGGACGUCUCACCUUUGACCUUUGACCCUGUGAGGGAGUCUGACUUCAUCCCCCCUUACGUGUUGGAAGCUGGCUCCGCCCACUCGCCGUCACACACCUGUGCCGACCCUGACACGCAACACCUGGACGCCAAAGGAUUGACCAAUGAGAAGAGUGGGGAGGAAGACAGGAAGUGGCGAGGUGACCCUGAGUCCAGCAGCAGAAGUCCAGGCAGGAGCGUCAGGAGGUUUAGGAGGACAGGUGGCAGCACACAGCUGGCGCCGUGCUGCUGGACCUGCUGCACACCUGGACAACACACACCUGGACAACACACACCUGGACAACCACACCUGGACGCCGUGACGCUCAUGGCGCAGGCUGAGAGUGAGGAGGGGCAGGAGUUCACUCCCAGUGACAUCUCCGAGUCGCAGCGUCACCUGCCGGCCGUGUUCAGGCGUGUUGCCGCCAUGAGCCACGCCCCCUUCCAUUGUGACCUGAUAAGGGAAGAAGAGGAAGACACUGAUUGGUCCAAAGCAGACGGGCUUGAUGACAUUAUAGCCCCGCCCACACCCUUUAAGGACUGGCAGCCCCGCCCACUCAUGGAGUUGCUUCAAGAUGGCGCCACAGAUGUGCGAGUUGCGUCAUCUUCAUCUUCAUCAGAUGAGGCAUGUGACGACUCAGACUUUUCUCACCUGGACGUCUCACCUUUGACCUUUGACCCUGUGAGGGAGUCUGACUUCAUCCCCCCUUACGUGUUGGAAGCUGGCUCCGCCCACUCGCCGUCACACACCUGUGCCGACCCUGACACGCAACACCUGGACGCCAAAGUGAUGAUGUUGUCUAAACAUUCACUUUUCUCUCUCAUCCACACAACAACACCCAGACGCCCCCUGCUGGACUGCAAGGACACUUCAUCUCCUCACCUGGGAUUCUUACUUCACCACAAGCUGCGUGCCAGCAGGUGUGGUUACCGCGAGGGGGAGGAGUAUCAGGUGGUUGGUCACAUCCACAGCGGUUGCUACGGAGACGUGUUGCGUGUGCGGGACAAGACGAGCGGCUUCACCUGCGCCGCCAAAAAGCUUCCUCUCAGUCGCUUCAAGGAGGAGGAAGUGACGGCGUGGAGCGUCCUGGACUCUCCUGGCGUCCUGCGCCUCUUCGGCGCCGUGAGGGAGGGGCCUAACGCCGUGCUCUUCAUGGACCUGAAACCAGCCAGUCUGGCUCAGCUGAUGAAGUCCGCCCGUCGCCUGCCUGAAGACCUGGCUCUGCACUUCCUGCACCAGACACUGGGGGCGCUGCGACACCUGCACCGCUGCCGGGUGGUGCACCUGGAUGUCAAAGUGGACAACGUGCUGCUGUCCUGGGACUGCACACACACCUUCCUGUGUGACUUUGGCCACGCCCACUUGUUGGACUCCAGUGGUCUGAGCACCAAAAGCUUUCUGGGCGGGGGCCUGCCUGGCACAGAGACCCACAUGGCCCCCGAGGUGGCGUGCGGGGGGCCCCUGAGUGCCAAGGUGGACGUGUGGAGCAGCUGCUGCAUGUUCCUUCACAUGCUGAGCGGCCGCCAGCCGUGGAUCUGCCGUUUCUCUCCGCCGCUGUGUCUGCAUAUCGCCAAGGAGCCCCCGCCCCUGUGGGAGGUGCCGCCCGGCUGCCACGCCAUGACGGUCGAAGUGUUCCGGGCCGGGCUGCGGAAGGACGCGGUCAGGCGGGCGUCGGCCAGUCAGCUGCGGAGGAAAAGCGCCGAGGCCCUCAGAGCAGUGGGCGGUCUGCGUCCUGCGUCCGUCCAACUGGCCCGCCGCAAGCUAUGGGACAGAAAGUCCGCCCCCUUGGCAUCGCCGGACACCGCGACUCCCACAAUGCACUGGGUGAGUCCUUGGAGGACCGCCGCCAUGGAGGAGGAUCAGCCCAGGUCUUUGAGGGACCAAGGAGACCGGGACGCCCACGUGGACCUCUACACAGGUGGGCUGAGGACAGACCUGGACUACGAGGGUGACCGCGAGGACGAGGACGAGGACGAAGAAGAAGAAGAAGAAGAAGAAGAAGAAGAAGAAGAAGAAGAAGAAGAGUCCACAACAUACGUGCGAAGACUUCAAGGUUUCUUCCCCCUGCUGCAGCGAGGACGAGCGCCACAACACACCUGGCAGGGAUCACACACCACACCUGGUGUGGACAUCACACCCUCCCCCGAGCCACGAGAUGACCCCCCCUCCUGCUUCAGCAGCUCCUCGCAGGCCGACACCUCAGACCGGGACUCGGAGCUGUCAUCUGAUGACCUCAGCUCAGGUGUCGUGUCUCCCUGUGAAGUCAGCACGGAGGCUGCGUGGGCACAUAGUUCACCCUCACCCUGCUUCCAAGGUGUGGACGUGUGGAUCGAGGACGGCCGGGGGGAUUGUCUGAGGAUCAGAGAGCGUCGGCUGGUCCAGGUGGGACACGUCGCGGUGGGAAUCAGCGAGCAGGUGGCCGUGGCUAAUUUCACCUUGGAGACGCUGGACAGGAAGUCGCUGUGCUGGGAUUGGCAGAUCCAGGAGGCGUGUCUGUGGCUUCGAUGCGUUCCUGCGCCCGACUCUUGCCGCCGUUGGAGGUGGAGAGUUCAUGGCGGCAAACUGCAGCGGCGACCACAUGACUGGCAAGAAACAUGCUAAUCAUAUUAGCAUGGCCUUGAAGACGUUAGCCAUUAGCUUCACAUGCUAACUUCCUUUGCAUGUCAUCAGCUAAUGUUUGAAAAUGUUAGCUAUUAGCUUCACAUGCUAACUUUAUUAGCAUGUCAUCAGCUAAUAUAUCAUGACGUUAGCCAUUAGCUUCACAUGCUAACUUCUUUAGCAUGUGAUCAGCUAAUGUUACAUGAUGUAAGCCAUUAGCUAAACAUGCUAACUUCUUUAAAAAACAUUAGGCCAUGUCAUGCUAUUUUUCUUAGCAUGCCAUGAGCGAAUGUUUGAUGAUGUUAGCCAUUAGCUUUACAUACUAACUUCCUUAGCAUGUCAUCAGCUAAUAUUUGAAGACUUUGGCCAUUAGCUUCACAUGCUAACUUCCUUGGCAUGUCAUCAGCUAAUGUUUGAAAAUGUUAUCUAUUAGCUUCACGUGCUAACUUUAUUAGCAUGUCAUCAGCUAAUAUAUCAUGACGUUAGCCCUUAGCAUCACGUGGCAACUUCUCUAGCAUGACAUGAGCGAAUGUUUGAUGGUGUUAGCUGUUAGCUUCACAUGCUAACUUUAUUAGCAUGUCAUCAGCUAAUAUAUCAUGAUGUUAGCCAUUAGCUUCACAUGCUAACUUCUUUAGCAUGUGAUCAGCUAAUGUUACAUGAUGUAAGCCAUUAGCUAAACAUGCUAACUUUAUUAGCAUGUCAUCAGCUAAUAUAUCAUGACGUUAGCCAUUAGCUUCACAUGCUAACUUCUUUAGCAUGUGAUCAGCUAAUGUUACAUGAUGUAAGCCAUUAGCUAAACAUGCUAACUUCCUUAGCAUGUCAUCAGCUAAUGUUUGAAAAUGUUAUCUAUUAGCUUCACAUGCUAACUUUAUUAGCAUGUCAUCAGCUAAUAUAUCAUGACGUUACCCAUUAGCAUCACGUGGCAACUUCUCUAGCAUGACAUGGGCGAAUGUUUGAUGGUGUUAGCUGUUAGCUUCACAUGCUAACUUUAUUAGCAUGUCAUCAGCUAAUAUAUCAUGACGUUAGCCAUUAGCUUCACAUGCUAACUUCUUUAGCAUGUGAUCAGCUAAUGUUACAUGAUGUAAGCCAUUAGCUAAACAUGCUAACUUCUUUAAAAAACAUUAAGCCAUGUCAUGCUAUUUUUUCUUAGCAUGCCAUGAGCGAAUGUUUGAUGAUGUUAGCCAUUAGCUUUACAUACUAACUUCCUUAGCAUGUCAUCAGCUAAUAUUUGAAGACUUUGGCCAUUAGUUUCACAUGCUAACUUCCUUGGGAUGACAUGAGCGAAUGUUUGAUGAUAUUAUCUAUUAGCUUCACGUGCUAACUUCCUUAGCAUGUCAUCAGCUAAAGUUUGAAAAUGUUAUCUAUUAGCUUCACAUGCUAACUUUAUUAGCAUGUCAUCUGCUAAUAUAUCAUGACGUUAGCCAUUAGCAUCACGUGGCAACUUCCCUGGCAUCACAUGGGCGAAUGUUUGAUGGUGUUAGCUGUUAGCUUCACAUGCUAACUUCCUUUGCAUGACAUGAGCGAAUGUUUGAUGAUAUUAUCUAUUAACUUCACAUGCUAACUUCCUUAGCAAGGCAUCAGCUAAUGUUUAAAAAUGUUAUCUAUUAGCUUCACAUGCUAACUUUAUUAGCAUGUCAUCAGCUAAUAUAUCAUGACGAUAGCCAUUAGCAUCACAUGGCAACUUCUCUAGCAUGACAUGAGCGAAUGUUUGAUGGUGUUAGCUGUUAGCUUCACAUGCUAACUUUAUUAACAUGUCAUCAGCUAAUAUAUCAUGAUGUUAGCCAUUAGCUUCACAUGCUAACUUCUUUAGCAUGUGAUCAGCUAAUGUUACAUGAUGUAAGCCAUUAGCUAAACAUGCUAACUUCUUUAAAAAACAUUAAGCCAUGUCAUGCUAUUUUUCUUAGCAUGCCAUGAGCGAAUGUUUGAUGAUGUUAGCCAUUAGCUUUACAUACUAACUUCCUUAGCAUGUCAUCAGCUAAUAUUUGAAGACUUUGGCCAUUAGCUUCACAUGCUAACUUCCUUGGGAUGACAUGAGCGAAUGUUUGAUGAUAUCAUCUAUUAGCUUCACGUGCUAACUUCCUUAGCAUGUCAUCAGCUAAUGUUUGAAAAUGUUAUCUAUUAGCUUCACAUGCUAACUUUAUUAGCAUGUCAUCAGCUAAUAUAUCAUGACGUUAGCCAUUAGCAUCACGUGGCAACUUCCCUGGCAUGACAUGAGCGAAUGUUUGCUGGUGUUUGCUGUUAGCUUCACAUGCUAACGUCCUUAGCAUGACACCAGCUUGGGUUUCAUGACAUUAGCCAUUAGCUUAGCAUGUGAUCAGCUAAUGUUACAUGAUGUUAGCCAUUAGCCAAACAUGCUAACUUCUUUAAAAAACAUUAGGCCAUGUCAUGCUAUUUUUCUUAGCAUGGCAUGAGCGAAUGUUUGAUGAUGUUAGCCAUUAGCUUUACAUACUAACUUCCUUAGCAUGUCAUCAGCUAAUGUUUGAAGACUUUGGCCAUUAGCUUCACAUGCUAACUUCCUUGGCAUGACAUGAGCAAAUGUUUGAUGAUAUCAUCUAUUAGCUUCACAUGCUAACUUCCUUAGCAUGUCAUCAGCUAAUGUUUGAAAAUGUUAUCUAUUAGCUUCACAUGCUAACUUUAUUAGCAUGUCAUCAGCUAAUAUAUCAUGACGUUAGCCAUUAGCAUCACGUGGCAACUUCCCUGGCAUCACAUGGGCGAAUGUUUGAUGGUGUUAGCUGUUAGCUUCACAUGCUAACUUCCUUUGCAUGUCAUCAGCUAAUGUUUGAAAAUGUUAUCUAUUAGCUUCACAUGCUAGCUUCUUUUAAAAAGCAAUAGCUCAUGUCAUGCUAUUUUUCUUAGCAUAUUAGCUAAUGUCUCAUGACGUUAGCCAUUAGCUUCACGUGACAACUUACUUAGCAUGACAUGAGCGAAUGUUUGACGAUGUUAGCCAUCAGCUUUACAUGCUAAGUUUACGUAGCAAACAUUAGCUCCCUAGCAUGACAUGUUUGAUGAGGCUAGCCAUUACUUUAACAUGCUAAUUUGUGUUUAUUGUACAUUUACUUUGAUGCCAAUUAAAGUACGAAAUAAAUGUUCCUAUUAAUGUUU
This is a messenger RNA of Nerophis ophidion (straightnose pipefish), 5814 nucleotides long. Its product is annotated as mitogen-activated protein kinase kinase kinase 14-like. Bases 1 to 2715 code for a protein of 904 amino acids. Gene Ontology annotation, biological process: protein phosphorylation; positive regulation of canonical NF-kappaB signal transduction. The transcript is spliced from 16 exons. NCBI's taxonomy places the organism in Eukaryota, Metazoa, Chordata, Actinopteri, Syngnathiformes, Syngnathidae. Gene Ontology annotation, molecular function: protein kinase activity; ATP binding. The record is from RefSeq and is a predicted model, not a curated record.